GAGGGCGAGAUUUAAUCAAAAUCAGUCAACAGGUGAGACAGCGCGUCCAAAAUCGUUAGUGUGCUCGCGGGACGCCGCCUUUAUCCGGAGCAUGUCGGUCUCUCUCUAGUGCCCCUAAUGGACCGCCUUCACGCGCCUUCAGCUCCAGAAUCAGGGAGAGAUUGCUUCACACACGCACUCAGCCUUCUCCGCGUUCGCGUGUGCGCGCUCCCGGUAAUUCUCCAGCCCUGGGGGAUCGAAGAGGAAGACACUUGUGGCACAGAGUGAUGAAGAGCAGGACGCUGCUUGUAUUCAUCACACAGUGAAACUAUUCAGAUUUACUGAACGCUGCGCUCGGAUCUCCAAACUUUCAGAGACCCGACCGAUGUGGACAGAUGUGCUGAUCCAGAUCUGAAUCCGCAGCGUGUUCAUCAGCCGAUCAUCAAGUAACAAUCUCUACUGACAGACAAAAGAGAAGAGGAAGAUCACUGGAGGAGAAGAGAAAGACAGAAGGCUGUAAGAAAGCUAAGCUAGAGGAAGAAAAAGAGAGAUAUGAUGGAUCCGUUACCUCUGGAUUCAGGAACAGUGGACGAGUUGGUGGACUUCUGCAUACAAUCUUUUGACAGUGAAGGCACAAUUAAAGAUCGCUCCUUUGUGAAAAUGUUUCUGAUGAUGCAUCCUUGGUACAUAUCCUCCACCGAUCUGUCCAAGAAACUGCUGCUAAAGUCACAGGAAGGCAGCACUGAUGAGAUCAGAGCCCAAAUAUGUCACCUUGUAAAGUUCUGGAUUUCCGAAUAUCCAGUAGAGUUUGAUCUGAAUCCUGCUUUGGCUGACCAGAUUAAAGACCUGAGAGAGAACUUGAACACUGGCGGCAAUGAAACACAGAGUCAGCUUAUCGAUGUAGAGAGUGUGCCCUCAUAUAAAUGGAAACGUCAGGUUACCCAAAGAGUUCCAUCGAUGUCAAAAAAGAGAAAAAUGUCCCUUUUGUUUGAUCACCUGGACCCCUGUGAGCUUGCUGAACAUCUGACCUAUCUGGAGUACAAAUCCUUCUGCAAGAUAAUGUUUCAGGAUUAUCACAGCUUUGUGAUGCACGGCUGUACGGUAGAUAACCCCAUCCUGGAGAGGUUCAUCACGCUCUUUAACAGCGUCUCGCAGUGGAUUCAGCUGAUGGUUCUGAGUAAACCCACCGCACCGCAGAGAGCUGCUGUGAUCGCACACUUCGUACGGGUCGCACAGAAACUCCUGCAGCUGCAGAAUUUCAACACGCUGAUGGCGGUGGUCGGGGGUCUCAAUAACAGCUCCAUCUCUAGGCUGAAGGAGACACAGGCACACAUCAGCAAUGAAACUAAUAAGGUAUUUAACAGCUUGCUGGACCUGCUGACAUCUUGUGGAAACUACAGUCAUUACCGGCGCCGCUUCGCUGAGUGCACCGGUUUCCGAUUCCCAAUCCUGGCUGUUAACCUCAAGGACUUGAUAGCUGUUCAUGUUGCUCUUGCGGACUGGACAGACCCACAGAAGACCCGCGUCAACUUGACUAAAACUCAGCAACUCUAUGCCAUCCUGCAGGAAUUGGCUCUCGUGCAGAACAAUCCUCCUAACAUCGAGGCCAACACAGACUUACUCAAUCUUCUUACAGUGUCACUGGAUCAGUAUCACACAGAAGAGGAGAUUUAUCAGCUCUCAUUACAGAGGGAACCCAGAGCGGCAAAACCAGCGAACUCAACCUCUUGCUCCAGUCCAGCUCCUAAACAGCUCUCAAUGAUAGACGAGUGGGCGGCAUCGGUCAAGCCUAAAGCUGAUCCUGCUAUCAUCAGCAAACAUAUCGAGAAGAUGGUGGAUUCUGUGUUCAAGAAUUUCGACACGAACGGCGACGGGUUCAUCUCACGCGAAGAGUUUGAGUGUAUCAGGAAUAACUUCCCUUAUCUCAGCAAGUUCGGAGAACUUGAUAAAAAUCAGGAUGGAAAGAUCAGCAGAGAGGAGAUGAUAGAUUACUUUAUGAGGGCCAGCUCUUUGCUCAACUGUAAGAUGGGCUUCAUACACACCUUUAUUGAGACCACAUACGUGAAGCCCACCUUCUGUGAACACUGCACCGGCUUUAUAUGGGGCUUUUAUAAACAAGGAUACAAAUGCAAAGUCUGUGGUGUGAACUGUCAUAAAGCAUGUCAUGGACGCCUGACGGUCGAAUGCCGUAAAAGAACGAAGAGCAUCAGUCAUGAGACUCCACCGUCACUGCAGUCCAGAUCCUACAGCUUUCCUCUGCCCAGCAACGCCCCGUCAAACCUGCAGAACACAGUCAUCACAGAAGAGGAUGUUGAGGCAGCUGAGGAGGGUGUAUUUGACUGUCACCUCUAAACUGAUUUUUGUCUGACUUCACAAAUGGUCAGCAUGUCAACAAGGAGUCUUGUAUUUGGUCAAAUUGAAGUCAAAGGAAAAAAGAUCUAGAGUUAGAAUGGAAUUGUGGGAUGGACUGUGUUCGCUCACUCUCACGGUGAGACAUGGACAUGCUGCUAUCUGCUGGACUGUAGCUGCAACUGCUGAACAGAUCAACCACCUCUUCCCUGUGAAGUCUGAAUGUCAUCUCACACAUAUCUCAAAAUCCAAGCGUAUUUGUAGGAUUUAUCAUUAUGGUGUAUAUUCCUCCCAGGUUGCUUGAAAUACCUUGUAAUUUUACUUUUUUUAAAUUAAAAAGAAAGAGAAGGAGGAAUUUUCAGUGACUGUGUUCUGAGGUACAGACUUUUUAAAAGUACUUUUACUGUAGUGAUAAGAUUGUUUUUUUGUGAAUGCAACUAAAUUGGAGCUUGAUGACACCAAAAUAGUUGCAGCUGAAUUUCAGUGUGAACUCGUGGUGGCAUAGAUCAAGUGUGUUUGUGUCUGAAAUAUUAUGCAAUCAACUGUAAUGUUCUUUAAAAUCAAAAAACUUUUUUUUUUUUAAUGAAUCUGUCUUCUUGAUAUAAAAAGUAGUUGAUAUUCCAGCUGUAACUAAUGCAUCCAUGUUGAACGCUGUUCAAACAAAACAAAAAAUAUAUAUAUUAUAUAAACAUAUAUAAAAAGAAAGCAAUUAUAUAGAAUUAAAGAGCACUCUGUUCACGUUCACAUUCAAAAGCCUUCCUUUCACACAACAAAUAUUGUGUCAACAAGAUUUUUAAACGAAACAAUGAAUUUCUUUUUUUUUUUUUUACUUUUUUUCAUCUGGCAAAUGAAUAAGCUGCCAAAUAAGAAAUCAGCUUUGGGUCACAUGUCCAGAGCCUUUUCCAGCUGUGUAUCUGAGCAUUAAACACUAACUAAUAAAGAAUCUGAAUUAAUUUAAAGGGUCAAUCACUCAUGAUGGGUUGGAUGCAAUCCAAAUGAUUAAAUGGCUCUAUCCACCAAUGGAGAUUUUAAUGAUUUCCAAUCCUAAAAACUCUAAAGUCAUUAAAUAUAAGAACGUAAAUAAGAAAAUGGGAUUUUCAUGGGGAAAUGACAUUACCAUGGCCUUUUGCUGAAGAACUAAAUCUAAUUAGAUAAUGAUAAUAAGUAGUUCUUGUGGUUCUGUGUUCAAAAGAUGUUAAACAUCUGACUCUGUUGUGAGAUGCCAAAAACAUCAUCUGUUUCACAACACUAGGUCCAUAUUUCAAAUCUGAGAAUAUCCCCAUUCUCUCUCUUUUUUAAUGUAGCUACUGUAUGUUGUAGCAUUAGCUGUUAAGAUGUGAUUUACAAAAUUCUUCCGAUGAUCUGAGAAACUGUUGAUAUUAGUCUGGGAGAGCUGACUCUUAUGUUAGUGAGGCAUGUAACGCAUGUAUCGCAUGCAUGUUAACUGAUAUGUUCUUUUCAUAUAUCCUAUGGCGUUUUGUUGAAUGUUUUGUACAGUACAGUGUUUUGGCAUUAAUUAAAAGAGAAAUGAAGAUGUGUUUAAAAUGAGAAUGUAAAUCUGUGGUGUUGCACACUGUAAUACAGAAGAUGACGUCUUUUCUUGGUUAUGACUGAAUGUUAUUUCUCUCAUGCAACUAACUUUUUUAAUGUGCAUGUGUGUAGGAAUCUUUCAGUGACAAUAAAUAUUGAUAUCAAAAUA
This is a messenger RNA of Cyprinus carpio (common carp), 4027 nucleotides long. RefSeq names its product RAS guanyl-releasing protein 2-like. Gene Ontology annotation, biological process: Ras protein signal transduction; positive regulation of GTPase activity. Gene Ontology annotation, molecular function: calcium ion binding; guanyl-nucleotide exchange factor activity. The record is from RefSeq and is a predicted model, not a curated record. Gene Ontology annotation, cellular component: plasma membrane. Lineage: Eukaryota; Metazoa; Chordata; Actinopteri; Cypriniformes; Cyprinidae.